AUGGUGGUUCUUGCUGCUUCAAUAUGUACGCGAGGCGGCAAGCCGCUGCUCUCUCGCUCAUUCAGAGAGAUUCCCAAGUCUCGCAUCGAAGCCCUCCUCGCCUCGUUCCCCAAGCUCGCCGACUCCUCUACACAACACACAACCGUCGAGCAGGAGAAUGUCCGUUUUGUCUACCAGCCUCUCGACGAACUAUACCUCGUCCUCAUCACAAACAAACAGUCCAAUAUCCUCCAGGACAUUGACAGUCUACACUUAUUCGGCCAGGUGGUCACAUCCAUCUGUAAGAAAGCCGAGGAACGCGAAAUCCUGCGCAAUGCAUUUGAGCUUCUUUCCGCCUUCGACGAGCUCGUCACCAUGGGCUACAGGGAAAACCUCUCCCUGAGCCAAAUCAAGACCUUCCUUGAGAUGGAAUCCCACGAAGAGAGAAUUCAAGAAAUCAUUGCCCGUAACAAAGAGCUGGAAGCGUCAGAAGAGCGGAAGCGCAAGGCGAAACAACUCGAACUUCAGCGGAAAGAGGCUGCGCGGUCUGCUGCGUACGGCCGUGGCAUCGCGCCGAAGAUGCCUCAGCAACCUGUCUAUACACCGCCGACACGGCCAGAGAGCUCUUACGACAGCUACGAAGCUGAAAAGAACAAGACUUCCAACAAGUUCACGGCACGGUCCACAAAGGGUAUGCAGCUGGGCAAGAAAUCCAAGACGUCAAAUGCGUUUGCACAAGUUCAGCAGGAAAUAGGCACGGAAGAGAUACCCGCAGUUGAGCCUUCAGCGGAACUACCUGUCCGUGGCCUGCCUACCGCGAGCACUCAUGACGCAACGCUGUCCUCUCCUACUACACCUAUCCUGGUCACCAUUGCAGAGACAUUCUCGGCCAAACUUUCGCGCGAAGGCGCUCUGAAGUCUAUGGAGGUCAAAGGGGAUCUACAAUUGAAAAUCAGUGAUUCAGCCUUGACCAAGCUCGCCCUCUCCGUCCAAGCCGUCGAAGGCCCUCUGAAAGCCCAAUUCCGGACACACCCCAAUGUGGACAAGGGUCUCUUCACCAGUCAAAAGGUCAUCCAGCUGAAAGACACUACUAAGCGGUUCCCUCUCAACAACAGCAUCGGUGUUUUAAGAUGGCGCGUGACGGCCCCAGCAGACCACAGCACCGACGUCCUUCCUCUAACACUGACGGCGUGGGUCAACAAGUCGUCCUCCGAUGGCACCUAUACCAUCACAAUAGAGUACGAACUCACUAAUCCCGCCUCGACAACUCUCCGGGAUGUCACCCUUACCAUCCCUUACUCUUCGUCAGAACCCAGUGUUUCAUCCUUUGACGCGGUAUAUCAAGUCACAGGCGACUCAUUAGAAUGGACCAUUGGCGUCAUUGACGCCGAGACGAGCUCUGGCAGUUUCGAGUUUGAAGCCCAGGCCGAUGACGAUGCAGAAUUCUUCCCCAUGACGGUGAAUUUCGAGAUGAGCAGGACGUUUGUGGAUGUGGACGUGAUGGGAGUGAAGCUGUUAGAGGGAGGCCUGGAUGAAGAGGUGAACUUUGAAAAGGUGAUCAAGGCCCGGAGCGAAGGCUUUGCGAUUGAGUGA
This is a messenger RNA of Fonsecaea nubica, 1572 nucleotides long. RefSeq lists its product as hypothetical. Lineage: Eukaryota; Fungi; Ascomycota; Eurotiomycetes; Chaetothyriales; Herpotrichiellaceae. Gene Ontology annotation, cellular component: cytosol; COPI vesicle coat. The transcript has a single exon. The coding region runs from base 1 to 1572 and encodes 523 amino acids. The record is from RefSeq and is a predicted model, not a curated record. Gene Ontology annotation, biological process: retrograde vesicle-mediated transport, Golgi to endoplasmic reticulum; Golgi localization; endoplasmic reticulum to Golgi vesicle-mediated transport.